AUAAAUCAAAUGAAAUAAUUAUGAUUAUGAUUAAUAUUAAUUAUUUGAUAAGAUAGAAUUUAUAAUUGAUCAUAAUAUAUACGUUCAUUGAACUUGAUAUCUUGUUAAAUUUUUCCACAAAUCCGAUAAGAUUUGAUAUUAAAUAUUAUAUCAAAACAAAACAAGUUUAUACAAUCUAACAUCAGAGAGAUAUAUCCCCUCUUUCUUUAUGAACAAAGAUCAAGUCUUAGUACUAAUCAAUAGCUAACUGAACUUCAAACAUGAAGAUCUUACUAACUAUUUACUUGGUUGUAUAUGUUUCUUUAACACAGUAUGAAGAAAUUUUUGCUUUUAAUAAGAGCAUUCCUUUGGUAGUUAUUACUUGGGAUUAUGAAAAUGCUACACAAAGAGCUUGGAAUGUUUUAAAUAAUGAAGAGAGAAGUGCUCUGGAUGCUAUAGAAGAAAGUUGCAGUUUUUGUGAAGAUCAGAGAUGCAGAAAAACUGUAGGAUAUGGGGGUAGUCCAGAUGAAUCUGGAGAAACAACUUUAGAUGCUCUUAUUAUGGAUGGAGUAACAAUGGAUGUAGGUGGUGUAGGUUUGUUAAGAAAUGUUAAGAAUGCGAUUUCAGUUGCCCGUAAGGUUUUACAUAAUACUAAACAUUCUUUAAUUGGUGGAGAACUAGCCACAAAAUUUGCUAUAGAAAUGGGAUUUAAAAAAGAAUCUUUACAAACAGAAGAAUCAAAGAAAAUGUGGUUAGACUGGAAAGCAAAUAAAUGCCAGCCUAAUUUUUGGAAGAAUGUAAAUCCGGAUCCAACAAAGACUUGUGGACCAUAUCGUUCAAAAGACUUUAUGGACAACAAUUUGGAGGAACAUUUAUCAUAUAUGACUGAAGAAAACCACGAUACGAUCGGAGUUAUAGCUAUAGAUUCAAAUGGGCAUAUAGCAGCUGGUACAUCAACAAAUGGUGCCAGAAAUAAAAUCCCUGGUCGCAUUGGGGAUUCCCCAAUAGCAGGUGCAGGUGCAUAUGCUGAUCAAGAUGUUGGUGCGGCAGCUGGAACCGGCGAAGGAGAUAUCAUGAUGCGAUUUUUACCAAGUUUUUUAGCUGUAGAGGAAAUGCGCCGUGAUGCUACUCCUACUGCAGCUGCAACCACAGCAAUUAAUAGAAUCGCUAAACAUUAUCCUACAUUCACUGGUGCAGUAAUUGCAUUAAAUAAACAUGGAGAAUAUGGAGCUGCAUGCAAUGGAAUUACCCGUUUUGCAUAUUAUGUGGCCAAUCCUGAAUUAGGAAAACCAACGAUACAUUAUGCUACUUGUAUAGAUGCUAAAUAUCAAGUUUUUAAUGCUAAAAACAUUUAAUGAUUUUUUUGUAAUUUUUUUGAUUUCUGAUGUUUAUUAAGAGAAAUUGAUAAUAUUUUUUGGUACAAAUUAUUUUUGAUUACAAUAAAAGUUGAAAGUAUGCAAAA
This is a messenger RNA of Apis laboriosa (Himalayan honeybee), 1441 nucleotides long. RefSeq names its product N(4)-(Beta-N-acetylglucosaminyl)-L-asparaginase-like. Bases 261 to 1334 code for a protein of 357 amino acids. The transcript has 6 exons. NCBI's taxonomy places the organism in Eukaryota, Metazoa, Arthropoda, Insecta, Hymenoptera, Apidae. Gene Ontology annotation, cellular component: lysosome. The record is from RefSeq and is a predicted model, not a curated record. Gene Ontology annotation, molecular function: N4-(beta-N-acetylglucosaminyl)-L-asparaginase activity. Gene Ontology annotation, biological process: protein deglycosylation.